AUGGGUGACGAGGAGCUCCGCUGCUUUGUUGGUGGCCUCUCGUGGGGCACGGAUGACCGCGCUCUCUCGGAUGCUUUCCACGACUAUGGAGCUGUUGACGCUAAGGUUGUGAAUGAUCGAGAAACCGGCCGCUCCCGAGGGUUUGGAUUUGUCACGUUCAACGACAAGGCCGGCAUGGACGAUGCAAUCAAGGCCAUGAACGGCAAGGAACUUGACGGCCGGACUAUUACCGUCAACCGCUGCACAUCAGGAAUGGCACCCUCAGUCGCCGAGGAGGCGGCAGCGCGAUUGGCGGCGGCAGAGACAGUGGGGAUCACGCUGUCGGCUGAAGUGAAACGCGCGUUGGUCACAGGACGUGGCGCUGGAAUCGACCAUCAUCUGUCAUGGUACGCCGUGGUUCACUGCGGUGCAGCACUGCGCUACAAGCUCAUCAGGCAACUGCCACCGCCGCCAUGUGGCGCGAUUCGGCAGCGCAAGGCGCGGGACCAUGGCCUAGUUUUAAGCUUUGACAUGUCUCAAAGCCCGUGCAAGCUGCAUGUUUUCGUGGUUGUACAGAUGUCGUUGAUUGCAAGGAUUCUGUUGACUGCGCGGAUUCUGUUGACUGCACGGAUUCUUUUGACUGCGCGGAUUCUGUUGACUGCGCGGAUUCUGUUGACUGCGCGGAUUCUGUUGACUGCGCGGAUUCUGUUGACUGCGCGGAUUCUGUUGACUGCACGAAUUCUGUUGACUGCACGAAUUCUGUUGACCGCACAAAUCCCAUUACUCCUCUGCUCCCGCCUCUCCCUUACAUCUCUGCCCCCUCUUCCCCCCGCCCUUUCCCCUGUCUCACCCCACCAAGGCAUGCCGUACCCUCAGAAUCUGCAGGCAGCGGAGGGCGUGGAGGGCAUUAUCCGCCAGGAGGGAGCAGUGCCAUCAUUGACGGCCGGCCAUCCCUCUCCCAUACAUCUGUGCUCCUCCUGGUUUCCCUGUCUUUACCCCCUCCCAAGGCAUGCCGUAUCCACAAAAUCUGCAGGCAGCAGAGGGCGUGGAGGAUAUCAUUUGGAGAGAGGGAGCAGUGCCGGCCACCAUUGCCAUCAUUGA
Messenger RNA from Closterium sp. Yama58-4, 1080 nucleotides. NCBI's taxonomy places the organism in Eukaryota, Viridiplantae, Streptophyta, Zygnematophyceae, Desmidiales, Closteriaceae. The record is from the annotation of a GenBank genome assembly.